ACACCCCACCUCUAGUGAGCAGCAGGUGAAUACUCUUCGUUUACUUUGAGUCUGCUAACGUAUACUAACAUAUAUGCUGCACAGCCGUUUCACUGUUACCAAGCCAUCAUUUACUUCGGACAUGGUGGACACGCAGACGUUUGCCUGGCCCGUGGGAUUCGGCCUGAGCGCUCUGGAGCUGGACGAACUCGACGACAGCUCGCACUCCAUGGGCAUGAAACCCUUCUCCACGCUGGACUACACCACCAUCUCCGGCAUCGAGUACGAGCCGAGUCCGCCGCAGAACGAGAUGCCGCACAUGAUGGAUCUGACGCAGAUGUACAACUACAGAGCGCAGGAGAACUACAGGAUGCAGGAGAGCGUCUACAGAGCUCAAGAGAGCAGCUACACUGCUGAAGAGAGCAGCUACAGAGCACACCAACCCCAAAAUUCUAUCAAACUUGAACCCGGGUCUCCUCCACAGUUUGUGGAGAACAGCCUGUCAUUUUCCAAACCUCAUGAAGAUCAGGCCACCUCAGUGUUAAACAUCGAGUGUCGUGUGUGUGGAGACAAGGCCUCUGGCUUCCAUUACGGCGUUCACGCCUGCGAGGGCUGCAAGGGAUUCUUCCGCAGAACCAUUCGACUGAAGCUGGUCUAUGACCACUGCGACCUGCACUGCCGCAUCCACAAGAAGAGUCGCAACAAGUGCCAGUACUGCCGCUUUCAGAAGUGCCUGAUGGUGGGCAUGUCACACAACGCCAUUCGUUUUGGUCGAAUGCCCCAAGCCGAGAAAGAGAAGCUCUUGGCGGAGUUCUCCACUGACGUGGAUCACAUGCACCCCGAAUCGGCUGAUCUCAGAGCCCUGGCCAGGCAACUCUACGAGUCCUAUCUGAAGUACUUCCCCCUGACCAAAGCCAAGGCCAGGGCCAUACUCUCAGGAAAGACCAGCGACAACACACCUUUCGUUAUUCACGACAUGAAGUCUCUGUUGGAAGGCGAGCAGAUGAUCAACUGCCGGCAGAUGCCCAUGCAGGAGCACAGGAGGUCCGACAUGGGCAUCAUGCACGAGGUGGAGCUCCGCUUCUUCCACAGCUGCCAGUCGCGCUCGGCCGAAGCCGUCAGCGAAGUCACCGAAUUCGCCAAGAGCAUCCCUGGCUUCGUGAACCUGGACUUGAACGACCAGGUGACGCUCCUGAAGUACGGCGUCAUCGAAGUUCUCAUCAUCAUGAUGGCGCCUCUCAUGAACAAAGACGGCACCCUCAUCUCCUACGGUCAGAUCUUCAUGACCCGCGAGUUCCUCAAGAGUUUGCGCAAACCCUUCUGUGAAAUGAUGGAGCCCAAGUUUGAGUUCUCCGUCAAGUUCAACAUGCUGGAGCUGGACGACAGCGACAUGGCGCUGUUCCUGGCCGUCAUCAUCCUGAGCGGAGAUCGGCCGGGUCUGCUGAACGUCAAGCCCAUCGAGGAUCUCCAGGAGACGGUUCUUCAUUCUCUGGAGCUGCAGCUGAAGAUGAACCAUCCCGACUCUCUCCAGCUGUUCGCCAAAGUCCUGCAGAAGAUGACGGACCUGCGGCAGCUGGUGACCGACCACGUCCAGCUGAUCCAGCUGCUGAAAGAGACAGAGGUGGACUGGUGCUUGCACCCGCUUCUGCAGGAGAUCAUGAGGGACUUGUACUAGUGUGUGCUUUGCAGAUGCACACUGUUUUUACUCUGAGUUUGGUUUACUGCUCUGAUGUAGUCGGUGAAGUUUUUGCACUGUAAAAAACUUUUGUCAGCAGAGAAACUAGAACAGAGUGUUACGCGUUUGACAGCGACAGCUUUGUGAUUCGUUUCUGGCUUUCAAGAGUGCCGUGCCCAAUGCAACGGCGCUGGUUAAAGAGGGCAGUACCACUGUGAAGAUGUUUUACCAGGUGAUUUAAAACCACACUUGUGUUUGUGCAUUCAUAGCUCUUACAGAUAAAGCCACGGAAACAUAAAAGUGACACUCCAUAUUUCAUUUUUUAAAAUGACACAAAUACAGUGUGUGCAAGAGUCUGACACCACACCACAAGUUAGGGAUUUUUUAUUUAACCCUCAAAUCAAGCAUUUAACAAAAAAGAAGAAGAAAGAUACGUUUUCUGAGUGACUAGGCAAAUAUAAAUAAAUUUUAAUUUCAAAUAGUGGCAAUCACCAUGUAAACUCAUUUAAUAGAGAUUUUUCAAAUUCUGCUGAUUUAAUCUGUAAUUAUUAAAUAUAUACACGGGGGUUAAAUCAAACUCAACAUGCUUCAAAAAGUAUUUUGAACUUCAACAGAAGCAAAAAAAAAAAAAAAAAAAAAAAGACUGGUGUUUGUCACUAUUUUAUAUUUAAUUUAUUAUAUAUUUAAAUGUAUUUUAUUAGAAGAGAAUACAAAUGAAUCAGAAGCAAGAACUCGUGGUCUCAGACUUUUAGACCCUGUUUUAUCAUGUUUAAUUUUUGGCCAUUAUCAAACGGUUUCAAAUAGCACUAACAAAGUUCACAUUUACAAAAGAGUGCCACAUGUAUGUCUCCAACAUUUGUUGAUGUAGGGCUGCAAUAAAAGUUACUUGUCUUGGACGGAGAAGAGAAAACUAAACACACACCACUAUCAUCAGAUGUACCAAAGAGCUGCCGUUUGUCUCGAACUAUGCACGGAAUAUAUGAAUAUGUAAGCGUGUCGUUUCAUUUUAACCACUGAUAUGUCACAGGUGACAAUUUCCUCUUUUUCUUGUUUUUGCUUAUACAUGGAGCAAAUACAACCCAUACUUAGAUUAUUUUCCAUCUGCUCUUUUUGCCUCAAAUUCUGAACUUAAGUGUGUUGUCUUUUACAUAUAUAAAAAAAAAAUUUAAAACUGGG
Messenger RNA from Cyprinus carpio (common carp), 2830 nucleotides. RefSeq names its product peroxisome proliferator-activated receptor gamma (gene pparg). Gene Ontology annotation, biological process: cell differentiation; hormone-mediated signaling pathway; negative regulation of inflammatory response. Gene Ontology annotation, cellular component: nucleus. Gene Ontology annotation, molecular function: RNA polymerase II cis-regulatory region sequence-specific DNA binding; zinc ion binding; nuclear receptor activity. Lineage: Eukaryota; Metazoa; Chordata; Actinopteri; Cypriniformes; Cyprinidae. The record is from RefSeq and is a predicted model, not a curated record.